AGAAAACACCAAAGCUGACAAGAAGUACAUUCAGCAUUAGCACAGUUGAACAGAAAUUAAAAGUUUAAAUGGGAGAGAUUAUUUAUGAUAAUGUGGUCAGCACUGAGUCUGAGGGAAUGAACAGAGAGAGAAUAGAGAUGAUGGUGGACAUCUAUGAUUGUGCAGAUUCUGUAAGAGAACCCGACUUCAAGACAGAAACAAACACGCAUCAACAACAUCAGCGUACGGUUACAGUGUGUUUGGUGUUGCUUUGUGUUCUUCUACUGACUGCAGUCAUAGUGCUGUGUGUCCUGAUCAAUACAAACAAUUACCAGUUUAACAUCAAGACCAAAAACCUCACAGAAGAGAGAGACCAGCUACUAACCAACAAUACCAACCUCACAAAAGAGAGAGAUGAUUUAAUAGCCAAGUAUAAAAAUAUUACUAAACUAAAUGAGCAUCUGAAUCAGGAGAAAUGUAAACUGUGGACACAACUUUAUGAUGGAUGGAUUUACUAUCAGUCCAGUUUGUACUUCAUUUCAUCUGAGCAGAAGACCUGGACUGAGAGCAGAAGUUACUGUAGAGAGAGAGGAGCAGAUCUGACCAUCAUUAACAACAAAGAGGAACAAGAUUUUAUUAAGAAUAAUUAUGGUAAUGACAAACUCUGGAUUGGUCUGACUGACAUUGAUGAGGAGGGCAGAUGGAAAUGGGUUGAUAACAGCACACUGAUCUCCAAAUUCUGGGGGCCUGGAGAACCCAAUGGUAAAACAGAGGACUGUGUUUUGUCUCAUAAAUCAGGGUGGGCUGAUUACCCCUGUACUUCUCCCUUUAAAUGGAUUUGUGAGAGAGCACUGUAGCAAGUUUCUUUAGACAUUUGUUUUUAAUCUAAACAUCCGGGCCUGUCAAUCAUCAUUAUGAGCGUAUAUAGCCUCCAGGCCUCUGCAUUCAGCAACAAUUCUUCCAGCAUCCCUCCUCCUCCUCAUCUCCUCCUUCUUUGCUCUCUUUCUCUCUUUGCAGUUCUGUUGCAUGAGUGGUUGAACUUGGGACUCGAGCCCCAGCCUCAGGUUCAGAGCCCCCUUUGAGGACAGCAGGCGAAUGUGCAGGCAAACUGCUGUAUAGUGAAGCAGUAAUUUGUAAAGAACACACUUUGUGGAUUCACCAGGCUCCACCUUUGCUCCAACACCACAUUCAUGUCACCUUAGUUUGAAUUUCUAGCACCUGCCCCUCAUCAUCUCAUCUCCACAGUAUACACAGACACACCUCAGAUGCACUCACUGUCUAACAGUAUCUCGCUUUGGUUCAUGGACUCUGUGCCUGUUGGAUUACACUUGAUCAGUGUCUCCCUAAAAGUCCUACCUAGUACUCUUCUAUCAUGUCUGUGCUCCAUUAUGGUUACUCCUGUGAAUGGUUAUCCAGACGUACCAAGUGAUCUAGCAACUGGGGUGUGUAAACCUGUCCAUGGCCAUUACUAUUGCUGUCACCGCCUGCAAAGAUAAGAGACUGUAUAUAAUAUAUUAUUUUCAGUAUUAUCUGCUCUACUACUGUGUGUGUAAGCUUACUUGUUUGCUGUUGCUCCUCUGCUAUGUAAA
Messenger RNA from Paramisgurnus dabryanus, 1568 nucleotides. Its product is annotated as C-type lectin domain family 4 member C-like. The record is from RefSeq and is a predicted model, not a curated record. NCBI's taxonomy places the organism in Eukaryota, Metazoa, Chordata, Actinopteri, Cypriniformes, Cobitidae.